AUGGCAGAUGAAUUGGCAGUACCAGGAGUUCACAUCCCGUUCCUAAGCUUUCACUGUGCCUAUCAGUUUCAGCCAGUAGAGCUCAAUCAAGCACAACAUAAAAGAUCAGGAGCAUCUGGCCAGGGCGGCUUGGGCUGCGCGUUGCCCUGCCGCAGAGGCGGGUUACGAAGAGCCGGGCAGAGGCCGCGGGAGGUGUGGCGGCAACUGCUCCGCAAGGCGCCGGGCUCCCUCCCCCCCCGCGACUACGCUUCCCAUGGUGCAUUGCGUCGGGAGAGGAGACUGCGCAUGCGCAGGCCCCAGGGCGCGGAGGUUUUGCUUCCGGGCCGAGGUGAGGAGGUCGGGCUGGUGUGCCCGGGGUGCCGAGGCGGUGCCGCCCCGUCAGCGCCCGCCGCCUUCGUGCCGGCGGCCGAGUUCCCGCAGCGGGGUCGCAGGAGGACGAGGCGGUUCGUCUUGUCUUCAGCUGCGUCUCCAGGAGUUCCUGCUAUUCAGCAGAAAAGAACUGUAGCAUUUCUAAACCAGUUUGUCGUUCACACAGUGCAGUUUCUCAACCGCUUUUCUACUGUUUGUGAAGAGAAAUUGUCAGCGCUCUCUCUACGUAUCCAACAAAUUGAAACAACACUCAAUAUUUUGGAUGCAAAGUUAUCCUCUAUUCCUGGCCUAGAAGAUGUCAAAUUUGAAGUGUCCAGUGCAAAUAUGAACAGUGUUACAAAUGGUCCUGUGGCACAAGCUACUACGGAUCAACAGACAGCUGUGUCACCUCAAUCUGGACAAAACAAUAUACAUGAAGAAGGGUUACAGAAAACGGAGGUAGUAACAGAAAAUGUCAGAACUGUGGCCAAGGAUCCAAGAUAUGCCAGAUAUCUGAAAAUGGUACAAGUGGGUGUUCCCGUAAUGGCAAUACGAAACAAAAUGAUUUCUGAAGGGCUAAAUCCAGAUCUUCUUGAGACACCAGAUGCCCCUGUGCCUGCCUGGGGAGAUGAUGGGAAUGCAGAAGACAGUUCUGAUAGCGAAUCUUCUUUUAGUGACUAAAGAGACUGAUUUUGGCCUUUGGAAACCUCUGUUAAGUGCUAAUGUGUUUGGAGCUUUAGCAGACAACGGUUUUGCAUGGGUCACGUGGGUGAUGUGAUUUAUCCGACAGCAUUUUUAAAAACUAAGAUCCUCCAUAUUCUCUCCCAGAAAGUUUGAACAGGCAGCAUGUUUCAACCUGAACCUUUCCACCACGAAAAUUAGCUGUGAGAUCCUUGCAGUUUUUAUGCUGC
Nipponia nippon (crested ibis) is the source of this 1259-nucleotide messenger RNA. NCBI's taxonomy places the organism in Eukaryota, Metazoa, Chordata, Aves, Pelecaniformes, Threskiornithidae. The record is from RefSeq and is a predicted model, not a curated record.